Molecule: messenger RNA, 1386 nt
Organism: Paramecium pentaurelia
Lineage: Eukaryota; Ciliophora; Oligohymenophorea; Peniculida; Parameciidae
Source: the annotation of a GenBank genome assembly
AUGUUUUAACGAGAAUAAAGGAAUACUACUAAUUCUGGUUAUAAGAGUUCUUCAAAUGCAUAUGUUAUGGCUAUGAAGGCACUUCAAGAAAAAAUAAAAUUAAUGGAAACACAAAAAAAUGAUUUGUAGCCUUGUAAUAAAAUGAAAAUUAACGAUGAAGAAAAUUUGUCUUAGUAAAUAUAAGAACUUAGAAAUUAAAAUGAAACAUUAUCUAUUUAAGUAUAAAGACAAUAAAAUGAUAAAGAAAAUAUUAAUAAUUAUAUUUUAUAAAUCGAAGCUUUGCAAUCAGACAGAUUAAUAUAAUUGAAGGAAUACCAAGAUCGUGUUGGAGAUCUUAUUAAAAAAAUAGAGGAUGGUAAGAAGGAGAGAUAAGAGAUGUAGAGUUAAAUUGAUCAAUUAUAAAAGUAAUUAGAAUAGUAUAAAUUAAAUGAGAGAGGAUUGAUGCAGAAGGUUGAUCAACAAAAAUUAGAUGAGAACUAAAAAUAGAUUGAAUAGAUAUUGGAUUUAAAGCAUAGAUUAGAGUAAGGAUAAUCAUAUACAAAAAAACUUGAAAAGAAAUAUGAAAAAUUAUAAAAUGAGAAAAACUAAUUAGAAUCAAACUAUUUAGAUUAUAAAGAGAAAUGUCCAAUAUUUAAAUUACAAGAAUAUGAAAAAUAAAUUUAAAUUUAUAGAGGUUAAUUGGAAGAAAAGGAAAGAGCAUUUUUGAGAAUGAUGGAUGAAAUAUAGAAUUAACGUUAAUCGACAGAAGAUUAAUUAACUAGAAGAAUUUAAGAAUUAUUAAACAAAAGUAAUGAAUAUUAAUCUAAAAUACAUAAAUUGACAAUUGAAUUAAAAGAUUUAAGUUUAAAACAUCAAUAAUUAUAAUUAAGAUUAGAAUAUGAAGAGAAAAAUAAUAAAUUUAGUCGUAAAAGAUUGAGAAAUGUAUCAUCUUCUGAAGAUCAAGAUUUAGAUAUGCCAAUAUAUAAUCCAAAUUAAUAUUAGAUAAAUAAUUAUAAUUAGAAAGUUGCUAAAUUAAAUUUUGAAUAUUUAUAGCCUUAAAUGUCUAGUCCUAGAUUUGAAUAAAGUUUAGUUAAAUCUAAUGCUCUAAAACAAGCAAUAAAAGAUUGUUUAGAAGACAUGAAAUAGACAACUCCCUAUAAAUCUGAUUAACAUUUUUAAGUUGAUUAAAGUUUAUUAUAAUAACAACAUUCUAAAAAGAAAUUGUUAUCACCUCCUAUGUCAGCAAGAAAUAAUGAAACUGAAUAUUAAUUGAAAUAAUUGAAUGAUCGUUAUGAAUAGUUAAUAAGAUAAGCCUAAAAAGAAUCAGAUUUUAAAUAAAAAGCCUAAAUUCGAAAAGAGUUAUUAGAUUUAGCUGAACAAAUAAAGGAUAUAAAUAGAAAACAAUGA